This is a messenger RNA of Mizuhopecten yessoensis (Yesso scallop), 6851 nucleotides long. RefSeq lists its product as uncharacterized. NCBI's taxonomy places the organism in Eukaryota, Metazoa, Mollusca, Bivalvia, Pectinida, Pectinidae. The transcript has 3 exons. The coding region runs from base 844 to 1647 and encodes 267 amino acids. The record is from RefSeq and is a predicted model, not a curated record.
CUUUGUGCUGUGUACCUGUGAUAACUAUUCUGUCACGUUUGUAUGACCUUACCUAUAUACCUGUAUAUACAGGUAUACUAUAGUUGUGUAGUUUAACAUCUACACUACCUAUAUGUAUAUAUAAGUAUUAAACCCAGGACUUUGUAGGGUAGAACAUCAUUUAUACAUAUAUCUCAGCAAAGUGACAUUCUAAAACUUACCCAAGGUAUUUAAAAAAUUUAAUUUAAAUAGACAGUGCUUAUUCCAAAGAAGUUGCGGCGUUGGACUUCAAACUAAUCCUGGAGUGCCCGUGCCGAAGAGUAAUGUUUAUACAGAGCAAGCGACAGAGGGACAGCAUAUCCAAUGCUAUCUAAUCUAAAGCUGUGUGUUCAGUGGCCUGGCUGUGGAUGUUUGGGAGAGGAGAUAAUCGCGGACUGGUGACCUAAGACGUGGUGUGACUACCCAUGUGCUCUGUUAUAGCUCUCAAUGUGCCGGCACAUACGAACAAUCGCUAGAUAACCUGUCUCAUAAACUCCACGAAAAGUGAAGCAAGCGCUGGUGACUUUGUUGCUCUUGAAGGAACUGCAUCUUCAAAUUGUGCAUUUCGUGAGUUGGAACGUGGAACUCUCUUAUUAUUUAGCUGUUCUCAUUGGAAGGUCUAUACUGUUUGAAAAAGUCUGUGUGAAAUGUCAGGUGGAUCCUAUCCAGUUAUCUUGUGAAGGAUAGCUGACAUGUGGUGUGGAUGACAAAAUAAAUUUGUUUUAAAGCCAAUUCCACGUGGAAUACGUAUACAACGCUCAUGCGUGUGCAUGACAUGCCUAGUACAAGCUAGUUUGCGCCAGUAUACGUAACAACGACGUUAACAUGGUCGGUUACGUUGUGGUGUCCUUACUUUGGGCACUGGUUGUUGACGUCACCGCAAAGUUGACCUUGCCUCCUUUCCAAGCCUUGAAGGAAAGCUAUCCUGGAUAUUUCAGUCACGGCGGCCAUUAUCACAAUCAUCGUCUCAUAGAAAUAAUUGGAUGUUAUCAAGAGUUAUCCCGACACGACACAUCAAUUACCUCCCUUCAUCAUGAUACGAGUGCAUUGCGAUUGUCGUAUGCGUUUAAUCGUGUCGGUGGAGAGCAUUCUCUCGGGCCAGCUUACAUUCAUCUAUCGAAAUAUGGCACGGACAGUGUGUUAGGUAACGAUGGAUUACAGUAUAUAUACCAUCCCAUAGCCUACGGACCGUACCUAGCGGAUAAAUAUGGCUAUCCAAAUGUGUCGAAAUUACAUCAACUUGAUCCAAUUUCAACAAGGAAAACUUUUCACGGAAAACAGGGAAUUCUUCGUGUGAUAACAUACAAGAAGAAACAUGCAAAUUUACCACUAGGACAUGUUGCAUUGUGGGAUUGUGAUCAUUUUCACCAAAGUAAAGAUUUCAUAGCAGACCACACCUUAAUCACAGUGGAAUUCUGGGAAACACCAGAUUCGGAUUGUUCUCGUCCGUCACCACGCAGUGACACUAAUUCCUGGUACAGAGAGCAAAAUACACCACACCAAAGAGCUCCGCACCUCAGCAGGCUUUUUAAAAUGCGAUAUCCAGUUGCCUACGAUUCUAUAAAAAACCAACAGGCAGACAAUGAACAUUUACGGCAUUCACGACACAAAGGAAUUCUGGGAAACUAGCACCUGUGUGAUGUCACAUGUCCGUCAUUCUAGUCAUAGGUGAUUAUCAUCUGCGUAAACUUUUUUUUAUAUAAUCCGUCUGGUAUUAAAGGCGGCCAUGACUGUCCUUGUUUGUGACUCAGAACAUUGUGUUUCUUCAGAUUACAGGGUACAAAUGCAUUCAAAGUGAAUGGGUCGACCACGACUGAUUUUCAAACAGAACUGUGUUAUGUAACUUUUAAACUGCGAUCUAUUGUUGAGUUCGCAUAUUGGAAAAUACAAUUUGAUAUUCAUGUCUGCAGCUGAAUUUUUUCGUUCUUUUGACAAUGAAAGCACUACUGUAAGAAUUCAAAACCUGAUGAAUCGAAUGGAAUCAUUUUUAUUAAGUCUUUAACCAAUCAAUUGCUUCAUUUUUACCUGCAACUUCAGGUCGAAGGUCAAGAUGGAGAGACUGACCAAUAAGAUUUCUCGUUAGAUCACAAUGUUUAUUUCAUUGACUAAAUAAUCAAAAGAUCGAUCUCCUUCAUGUCUGUAUUGAAUAAUUCAACUAAGUGAAUCAAUUUUUCAUCAAUUACCAUGAAUUGAAUUAUAUGACUUAGUAAUAUCAAAUGUUAUUUGUAUAAAAUUGAAAUAUGCAGCAAAUUUCCAUUUCAAAAGUCAGCCUUCCAUUGUUGUCCUAUUGAAUGCUGAAUCCUUUCCUCCCCCAAACCCUUCAAUGAAAUGCUCCAUUACAAAGGUGGAAGCAUCCACUGUCAGGGAUUUGGGGAAUGAAGAACUGGGAUAAGGAAUGGCUCAAAACCUAAUUUGCAUUUAAUUGUCAUAUAUAUUUAUAGAUAUGUUUAUGAUUAGAUUAAAGAAACCUUUGUUGUGUACAUUAAAAGAAAACAAACAAUCAAAUUUCAUUAAAAAAUGUUACGGAUUGAAGAUAUCAUUUCCCAGUGUUUGCUGUCAAAUAUCAUUCUACCAUCAAGAAAUAUCACAAAAUUUCAUUUUGUCAUGUGGUCUAGAUUUACCUUCAGAAUAUCAUACACAUAAUUUUCACAAUGUCACAUUAUGUAUAUAAUGGGCUGAAUUGUCGACGUGUUAUUGAUAUGCUCGAAGCAGAGAUGAUACAUAAUAAUAAAUACAAAUUAAAACGAAUAUUAAAUCGCCAAUUUCCAUCAGCCGUAAACAGUGGUAAAUUUAAACCCACCAUGAAAAUGACCGAUUACAUUGUAUAUGGGGACGACCAUUGUAACAGGUUCCACCUAAUGCCACAGAAAAUGUUUUUCUUUAUUUCCUCUUUUCUACUUAAUUUUACGAUAGAAAAUAAUCUAAUAUCACAAAUAAGGCACCGGUAAAUCCAAUUUCAAACUCAAUUUAAAUUUUAUAAAACUCCCUCAAACUUGUUUCAAACAAUUCCUAUGUUAAACAAUUCCUAUGUAACAGGAACAACAGUAUGAGAUUCUCUUUCUCUUAAACACUAUUUCUCAAUUACUCUUACAUAUGAAAGAGAGCUUCUCAUAAAAACGAGGUUGGACUUAAACCACAGCAUAUCCUAUCAGCAAAAAGACGGGGUAAACUAAUUAUUGAUGAUAUUGUUAUUUUUCUGGUAGGAUCGUAAGAUGCUCAAACAGAAGUUCAGAAGAUUUCUACGUCUUUUACACAAAGUAAAAAAAAUUAAAAUGGGUCUGUUUGUGAAACAGAGGCUCUGAUUUAUAAGAUAUUGGUAUAAUGUCUACUGGAAAACACUUAUACAUGUAUAUAGUCAUGAACCGCAUAUAAUGUAUAAUUGUUGAAUUCUUGUCGAAAUAGAAGAAAUAACUCACAAUUUAAACUGUUUCAAAUCAUUCAAAGUAACUGCAGCGUGAUAAAUUAUCUGAAUUACGUCCCAUUUAGACACGAAGUUAAGUGUGUACAUGUGAACACAUAAAAAUCAUUCGUAUUUCUCCCGAUUACUGCGACUUUUUUCUCCUUCAGACCUUGACAGACACCAUUUUUUUUAUCAUUUUAAACCAGUACACAACCUUUACACAAGGUUGAUAUAUGUACACAAGUACAUGAUCGAUAAGAAGGGAAGAAAACUUCUUUCAUAACUGUUAAAGAACUCAAUUCAAGGUAGCGAAAUGAAAGAAAGAGAACAAGUAAAUCAACGGCCCAAAUUAAAGUCUCAUACUUUAAAAGCCAACCAAUAUAUGCAUGAAUAAAAAUCAUUGUUGAUGAUUGAUCGUAAUUUCCCAUUUAAAGAUUUAUGACUUUAUGCACACCGUAAAUAAGACACAGUUACGAACUUAACAAUGGAUCACAUCUAAUAAACUAUGCAAGUUAUGUGGUGUAGAAAUAAUGGAGAAAAAAAUUAGCUAUGUGGUUAAGAAACAAAAAUAAAUCUGUUCUAAAAUGUUUUGCACUUUUUCGUGACCUACUCAUUAUAGGUAAAUUAUGACAUACAAAAUUCAGGAAAUAUUUCCAAAUUUGUUUACCAAAGGGAGGCUAUUCAUGCAAAACCAACACUGAAUGAAAUUAAGUUUCAUGAAGCCAACGACUCAAUGGGCAUUCUAACCAUAACGUUAAGUUAAUACAAACGUGGUCAAAAAAAAAAAAUCUAAAAAAAAUGGAAUUAUGUUUUUUACAUUUCAACAUCAGGUGAUUCUCACAGAAAACUGGGCUCGAAUCCAUUUAACUCACUGACCUUAUUUGAAACUCUAUAUGUCUACGUUAUUAGUACUAUUAUCAAAGAUUUCAAACAAGAGAUGAGACCCGAUACCCUGGGUACCCUAUAACAGGCUAUAGUGCUGUUUGAUUGACGUCGGGUCAGGUAUUCUUGUACUCUCAAACCAGGUGUAACAAUCAAUCAGAUCAAAGAUAUUCAUAGUACUGUCAGCUUAAUAGCACAUUGACAGAAAAAGAAAUCAUAUGUAUUCAAUUUCUAUAAAAAAAAUAACAGAAAAUCAUAACAAUGAUAUCAGUCCUUGGGUCAAAUUAUCAUCUCAAUCAGACCUGCAUCACAAAAAAUAGCAAUUUUUGUAACAUUUCAUAACAUUUCAAACUGAAAAUAUAAAAAAAAAUCGAUGAAGCUGAUCAAUCUAUGAGAACCAGGAUCUGACUGAAAUCUCUAAUUUAUACAGGUGUAGUUUACAUCAUAAGUACAGGUAAAUCACAUAUUUAACAUGUUUUUCAAAAGUCCCCUGACCAGAUUUGGUAAAUAUCUAGCUUUUAUAGGUACCUCAUUAUCAGGCAUUAUCAAGGUUAUAAUCACCUUCUUCUGAAAAGUGUAAUGUUAUAGGGGAAUUUUCCGGUAAUUGUAUAUUCUGGUAAAUGUGAAGCAGCAACUUUUUACUGAUACAUGUAUUAAUGUAACAUUGGUAAUUAUAAGAAUAACAUUCAAUUUUGAUCGAUUUUACAAUGGAUAAACACAACUAAAAUGAAUAACUUCUUCUUAAAUAUUUAUUAUGAUACUGGUUUGAAUGGGAGAAAUUUGCACCAACCUAGUGGGUUUUGGAAACUUUGUAGUUUUGUAUGAUACAAGUACCAAAAAAGGGUCACAAAAAGGCCUUGAUUAAUCCUUGGAUCAAUGUUAAAAAUAAUUUUUGUCAAAAAAAUCACAAUUCUUUUUUUUAACGUAAGUCUGUUUUCUAAAAGUGCCAAAUUCUAUUUAUAAUUGAUAAAAAAUCAGAUUGUCUCCCCUUAAUUUCAUAUAGUAUUACAAGUAUUUCCAUAAACAUUCUAUGAAUCUGAAUAAUUUUAUUCAAGACCCAGCUCAUUAAUUUUUUAUAUGUUUUUUCUUUACUUCUGACAGGAAUAUCUACAAGCAUCAUCACACAAUACAACUAUUUCUAUUUGAAAUUACAAUCAAUGCCAACCAAGUCACUUGUAUAUUUUUUUACUAUGAUCAUAAAUGAUGACAACUGAAUUUUUAUCAUAACUGAUUCACAUUUUCAUAUUCAUUUUCAGUUUUACACCCUAAAAUCUUUAUAUAGCACAAUCCCAACCAAAGAAUGGAAGAAUCUAUUUUGGCAUUUUAGGGUUGUGAGGGUAUUUUUUAGGUUUUGUAUGGUUGUUCUGAAGUGCUAUUAUUUCUUUGUCAUAUUUAUGGUAUCUUGUGUUUUCAAUUGUGCUGUUGUGCCAGUGAAUUUAAUGUGAAGAAUAUCUUUUUCUUAAAUUAUUUUAAUAAUGUCAUAUUUUUUCUUAAGGAAAUAUGCUACCUUCUAUAUGAUACCUGUGAUUUGUGUUAAGAGUUUCUCAUUCUACCCUGAACACACAUUUGAACCCUUCCAAUUCAAGGGUUGGAAUAGUUCAUUAUGAAAUUUCAGGGGUGUAUGAGUUAAUGUAGAACUCUUCCGAAUAGAUGAUACAUUUCACAGUAUAGGAAGAAAGCGUACACCUUAAAUGGAAAACUAUGAAUUUACUUUGUAAAAAGCUAUUUCAAUUACCAUAUUCAACUUGAUUGGGUGUUAGUUCCUUGUAAAUACAAUCAUGGGAUGGGAGGAGGGUGGGGUUCAGAGUUAUGAGGAUAAAACUUAGGGUGGGGUGGGUAGAGAAUUCAAGGGGGUUGGGGAAAUGGAUGAAUGUCUUUUUAUCUAAAACUUGCAUUCAUUGACAUUGUAAUGCAGCAGGGGCAUUUAUAUGGUUGAAUAUGGUACUACAAAUUGAUUGUGAACACAAAAAUUGAUUUAUUUUACUUAAUCAAUACUAGUCAAUAUUAUUAUUACUGUUGUCUGAUCUCUUAGAUGGGUUUACUACGUGUCUAAUGGUUGACUGGAGCAACGACAAAUUAGGAAACAACAACAACAACAACAACGACGAAACAACAACAAUAAAUUGUGAUAUGUACACAGCAAUGCAGUUAAUCUGGACACUUUACUUUCGGAAAAAGUCCGGAAUAAAUGAUUUAUCAGAUUAACAGACUAUAUUGCAAAACAUAAUACAUUUAUAUUAUCAUUAUUUGUUUGAAAAUUUGUUUAAAAUUACAGGAAACAACAAAACAUAGUUAAAUGGGUUGUUUAGAAUUAAUAGUUUUGAAUAUUUACUCGAAUUCCUGAGUUCUGAUCAAAAGAAUUGCUGAAACAGUCAACUAUUAUCCCGUACAGAGAGAGAGGGGCCAAAUAUUUGUGUAUUUUAAAAUGAAUUAUUAUUGAAAUGUAAAUUACAAAAAUUACAGGAGUGUUGAUUUGUACAUAACUAUGUGCUGUGUCAGAAUGAUUUCAUUAUUAAAAUACGAUAGUGUUAAAAUUGAAUUAAAUAAAAGA